Drosophila suzukii is the source of this 2924-nucleotide messenger RNA. NCBI's taxonomy places the organism in Eukaryota, Metazoa, Arthropoda, Insecta, Diptera, Drosophilidae. The record is from RefSeq and is a predicted model, not a curated record.
GUCAUCGGUUUCCUAUCAAGGUUCUCAGUAGGCUAUCUUUAUAAACUGAAGAGUGCAAAUUCGAUCCGAAGUAAUCAGACCACAAACAUUUAGUAGCAAGGCUGUUGGGAAUCAGAAAGGUUCUCUACUUGGUUCUCCCCGGAGAAUUCUGCUGUAAAUAUGGAACUGCAAGCUGACGGGGAUAAAGAAAGCUUCUCGGACACCGUUCUCUACCAUGUCUUGUCAAAAGAAAAGGAGUUAAAAAGAAGACUGCCCUGGUAUUAUGCACCCUCCCUCCUUCUCCUCUGGGUGGCGCUAUUCUUCGCCGUCGUACUUCCGCUCUUUUAUCGGCUACCCGAACGAAUAACAAUUGCCGACGAGCCACUUAAGCCCGGAGAAUUUGUGGCCGAGAGAGCGCAGAAAGUACUCUACGAAUUCGAUCGUAUCGGACCCAAAGUGGUUGGAAGCAUAGCGAAUGAGGUGACGACUGUUGCAUUUCUCUUAAAUGAGGUGGAAAAGAUUAGGAGAGAAAUGCACAGCGAUCUCUUUGACUUAGAGGUUGACGUUCAGCAACCAUCAGGUUCCUAUGUGGUGGGAACUAUGACCAGCAUAUAUCAGGGCAUCCAGAAUGUAGUUGUAAAGCUUAGCACUGCGAGUUCAAAUAGCUCAUCCUAUCUCCUGAUCAACAGUCACUUUGACUCAAAACCAGGAAGUCCAGGUGCUGGAGAUGAUGGCACAAUGGUCGUAGUUAUGUUGGAAGUUCUACGUCAAAUGUCAAUUUCCGAAACCAAGUUUAUGCAUCCAUUAGUCUUUUUGUUUAAUGGAGCCGAAGAGAAUCCUUUACAAGCCUCCCACGGCUUUAUUACCCAACACAAAUGGGCAGCAAACUGCAAGGCUGUCAUCAAUUUGGAAGUUGGCGGUAGCGGGGGUCGAGACAUCCUCUUUCAAAGUGGUCCAAAUAAUCCCUGGUUAGUGAAGUAUUACAAACAGCACUCGAAGCAUCCUUUUGCCUCUACGUUGGCGGAAGAGAUAUUUCAGUUUGGAAUACUACCGUCCGAUACUGACUUCCGAAUAUUCCGGGACUAUGGAAAUAUUCCCGGUCUGGACAUUGCCCAAUUCAGCAACGGCUAUGUUUACCAUACAGCAUUUGACACCUUCGAUAUUAUUCCUGGAAGUUCAAUUCAGAGCACUGGAGAAAAUAUUCUAUCCCUUGCUCGAGCUUUUUCCAAUGCCAGUGAGUUGUACAACACUGAGGAACACAGUGCAGGACAUGCUGUCUUUUUUGAUUUUCUUGGACUUUUCUUUGUGACAUACACGGAAAAGACUGGCAUUAUCUUGAACUGUUGCUUUGCCGUGAUAAGUCUUAUUCUUAUUGGCUGUUCCCUGUGGAAAAUGGCUUCCGUAUCUGAGGUUUCUCCGGGAAGGAUAUCGAUAUUGUUUGUCAUAGCUUUGGGGCUGCAUCUUCUUGGGUGCCUCCUGUGCAUAACCUUACCUCUAUUAUUGGCUGUUCUGUACGAUGUCAGUGAUCGAACACUGACCUACUACAGUAACAAUUGGUUGGUAAUUGGUCUUUACAUAUGUCCGGCAAUCAUUGGAAUGGUAUUCCCUUCGACAAUAUAUCACUCAUUCAAAACUAAUGUAAGAUUAAACCACUCGUACCACUUCUAUAUCGGCUUACAUGCACAUUGCGUUGUCCUGUCAUUCCUAGCAAUUGUUUUGACUGUAAUUGGUCUUCGAAUUGCCUAUAUGUGUAUGCUAUCUUUGGUUUUCUAUGUCGUCUCUCUGCUGAUUAAUCUUUUAACUACCUUACACGAUCGUGGUUACUACUGGGUAUUAACGGUGCAGAUAAUCCAGCUUUUCCAGUACGUGUACUUCUGCUACCUAUUCUACAUAUUCCUUGUGAUUUUUUUUCCGGCGAUGGGACGAAAUCGCGAUUCUGUUAAUCCUGAUAUGCUGAUUGCCGCGAUAUGCGCUAUAGGAACUUUCUUCGCCCUGGGUUUCGUGGUUCCUCUGAUAAACAUGUUCCGCUGGUCCACCGUAAUAUUGAUUGGCCUAGGCUUGCUGACUUUUAUAUUCAGCAUGAUAUCUGUUUCGGAGGUGGGAUUUCCUUAUCGCCCCAAGACCAGUGUGAUGCGUGUGAACUUUCUACAAACCCGUCGAAUUUUCUACGAAUACGAUGGUAGCCUAAGCGUCGACGAUUCGGGUUACUAUUUCGACUACCAGGAUAGGCGAGCUCUUCGCCCACUUAAGGACUACGCCGUGAAUUUGACCGGACUUACAUCGAUAGAUGCCUAUUGUGAUAAGUACGUGAUGUGUGGAAUUCCUUGCUUUUGGAGUAGCUGGUGUAGGGGGCUUUCUAGCGCUGCUUGGCUCCCUCGCGAGACGGAAGUGGAUAUACCUGGAGCACUGGAAUUAAACCUCCUUAAUAAAACCGUUUCGGAAUCGGGGAAAUACAAAAGAUUCGAAUUUGAUUUAACUGGUCCGCCGCACAUGGACUUGUACAUAAGACCACUGGAUGGAGUAACAGUGGAGGACUGGUCCUUUAUAAGGGAUAUGCUGGACAAGCCGGAAAAAUACUCACCGCCCUAUCAAAUUUACUUCUCCUAUGGCGUGGAUACGACCCCUCUUAAAUUUCACAUUGAUUUCGCAAAAUCCGAUGGAAAUUUCGAUGGACCAAUAUUUGAGCUGGGAGUUGUGGGACACUAUGUAAACAAGGAUUUCCAGAGAGAUGAAACUACGCUUGAGUUCAUAGCGAAUUUACCGGAGUUUGUUUACACUAUGGAAUGGCCAUCUCUAUUUAUGCGAUAUAUCUUCUAAGAUCCAUUUACUCAGACCAAUUAAGUUUUGCAUCCAUUAUAUAUUCAGACAUUCCAAGUGCUGCGAUAGUGCAAUCGAUAAGGAAGUGGCUGUUAAACAAUAUAUAUUAAUCUCUACACCUACAUCAA